GCAGCGUGGAAGUCACCUAGCUUCCGGCUGGCUACGCCGGCAUUGCGGUGCACAAACGGUCUUCAAGGCGAUUUACAGACCGAUUGUUUAUUGGCUACUACCAAGCACUCGUUCUCCGCAUUGGCUGUUUCUGCCCGGCGCCGAUUUUCGCGGAGGAUGUUCGCCGCCGCUAGUGAGAGUGACAGACACUGCACCUAAGUUUCCGGUUCCGGUUCACCGCUGGCGCCAUGGCGACCGCAAGAGGGUCGCGGUAUCUGCUGAAAAUAGGCAGAUGGCGCCGCAGCUUUGGAAUAGCUCCCCAGUUCCGAGCGCUUGCUACCCUCGUGCCCGGCGUAUCCCACGUGGAUAACAAGUCCGAUUUCCUGGGGAAGAGGCCCCAUCGCCGGCACCCUGGCAUCCUGCAGCUGUCAUGCGUGCGGCUGCCGCAAGCAUUGGCUGACGCCGCGCAGUUACUGCUGCUUGAGGGCGCGAUGCCCAAUAUGGAGAAGCAGGUGCAAGUACUAACCAAUUAUCUCUGGAGCCGGCAUUUACCUGUAGAGCCAGAGGAGCUACAAAGACGGGCAGUUCUUCUUGAGAAAAAAAUCCUGGAAAACGCAGACUCAUGUCAGAUGGAGAAACAUCAAGAAGAAGUCCUGCGUGCCUUGCGCAGAACUACCUAUCAUUGGCAAAAACUGAGCUACAAUGAGGGACUGAGCCUGGUGUAUAUGGCAGCAAGACUGGAUGGUGGCUUUGCAGCAGUCUCCAGAGCUUUCCAUGAGAUCCAAGCUCGACUUCCAGAGUUCCAGCCACAAACCCUGAUGGACUUUGGCUCGGGUACUGGCUCUGUCACCUGGGCUGCUCAUAGUACUUGGGGCCAGAGCCUACGUGAGUAUAUGUGUGUGGACAGCUCAGCUGCCAUGUUGGAAUUGGCAGAAAAGCUACUGAAAGGUGGUUCAGGAUCUGGGAUGCCUUGUGUUCCAGGUGUCUUUUUCAGACAGUUUCUACCUGUAUCACCCAAGGUACAAUUCGAUGUGGUGGUCGCAGCCUUUUCCCUGAGUGAACUGCCCAGCAAGGCCGACCGCACUGAUGUGGUCCAAACCUUGUGGCGCAAGACAGGUCGUUUUCUGGUAUUGGUAGAGAAUGGAACAAAAGCUGGGCACUCCCUUCUCAUGGACGCCAGGGACCUGGUCCUUAAUGGAAAAGAAAAGUCACCUUUGGACCCUCGACCUGGUUUUGUCUUUGCCCCAUGUCCCCAUGAACUUCCAUGUCCCCAGUUGACAGCCUCUAAGCCCCUGGCCUGUAGCUUUUCCCAGGCCUACCAUCCCAUCCCCUUCAGCUGGAACAAGAAGCCAAAGGAAGAAAAGUUCUCCUUGGUAAUCCUUGCCCGAGGAUCUCCAGAGGAGGCCACGCGCUGGCCCCGCAUCACUCAGCCUGUUCUUAGACGGCCCCGCCAUGUGCACUGUCACCUGUGCUGUCCAGAUGGACGGAUGCAGCAUGCCGUGAUCACAGCCCGCAGACAUGGCAGGGAUUUGUAUCGCUGUGCCCGGGUCAGUUCCUGGGGAGAUCUUUUACCUGUGAUCACACCAUCGGAACUUCCUCCAUCCCCUGCUCAAGAUGCCCCUGAGAGUUGACACAGAUGUGUGACAAGUGUUUUCUUCUCUCUUGACGAAGGCCGAGGUGGAAGCUACCUGGUCCAGGAUGGGAGUGCUAGUACUGUUAAUGGCAAAAAAGCUAGUUCAAAUAUCCUCCAUCAUAGUCAGCCUUAUUCUUCCAACUCACUCGGCCAUCCUCUCGCAGCUGCUUUUCUUUCCUAAUUGCACUUCUCAGAUGAUUGCCUUCUAGCUAGAAUUGUAUGGUGCACCUGGUGUUUACUUCUCCAAGAAAACGCUCCCUGACACUCCCUUCCCUUGUGAGCAUCAUUCAUUCCAGAAAGAAGGUCAUGCAUGGUGUGAUCAUCUCAAGGACCACCAGAAUCAGUCCCAGGAGCACCUAAACAACUUUGACAAUUUUGAAAAUUUCCGGAAGUGAAGAAUGCAAGCUUGAUCUACCCUGAUCCUUAUCUAUGGUCCUGGUUUCCACCCUCAAACUAUAAGACCCCCUUGCUGUUCUCUCUCUAGGGAGGGCACAGUCUAUAGGACAUUGACCUGCAGUGGCCUCCUUUACCUGGCACAAUAAAACAACUACUCUUUUAUACUUCACCUCAAAUUCUUUCUUUAUGUUUCCGUUCACUCUGAUGAACAGAGACGAGUUUCAGCAACAGUACCCCUGUAUACCUGGGUUCACUUGAAGGUUUAAUAAUAAAAGUUUUCAAAGAAUGGAAA
Messenger RNA from Cervus elaphus (red deer), 2300 nucleotides. It is a transcript of the gene METTL17, whose product is annotated as methyltransferase like 17. The transcript is spliced from 14 exons. Gene Ontology annotation, molecular function: structural constituent of ribosome; methyltransferase activity. Gene Ontology annotation, cellular component: mitochondrial small ribosomal subunit. The coding region runs from base 228 to 1610 and encodes 460 amino acids. The record is from RefSeq and is a predicted model, not a curated record. Lineage: Eukaryota; Metazoa; Chordata; Mammalia; Artiodactyla; Cervidae. Gene Ontology annotation, biological process: translation.